AUGGCUGGAUUAAGGGAAAAGGGGGCGCAUUUGGUUUUGGUCAGUUUCGGUGUUCCAACUUUAAUCNAGACAUAUACUACGAUAAAAAUUUUGGAUGCAGCCAUGCAGAGAGGUUUGAAAAAUAACCAUAAGAGUGAAGCUAAAAAGGAAAUUGAAAGCAGAUUCUUACGAGUCACUACCAAGAACCGGCAAGGAGAUGAAUUGGACAAAGACAAUAAACUUCAGAAAAGCUCCACAUUCAAAGCGUCUCCAUUGCCAAGCUUCUAUCAUCGAAGAAAUCCUCCCUCAAAACCUGAAAUAAAUAAGAUCCAAGCAGCACGUCCCAAGUCUCCUGUAACUGGGGCGAGAAGGAAGUCCAUGUCCAGCGCUGAUAAACCCAAAUCAGAAGAAAAGGGCAAGACUGUUGCCAGAAAAAUAAGUAGUAAUGGCGCAAAGGAGACAAUAAGCAAACUAUUGAAAAAUACCAAAAAGACUUUGAUUGGUUCCAAAGAAACCAUGAAAGGUGUUGUUGCAAGUGCAUGAGACUUCACGAUGCAAAGAUUCUCAUAUAUAAUAAUAGAGUCUAAAAA
Messenger RNA from Pistacia vera, 569 nucleotides. Its product is annotated as protein WVD2-like 4. Bases 1 to 522 code for a protein of 173 amino acids. NCBI's taxonomy places the organism in Eukaryota, Viridiplantae, Streptophyta, Magnoliopsida, Sapindales, Anacardiaceae. The record is from RefSeq and is a predicted model, not a curated record. The transcript has 4 exons.